Molecule: messenger RNA, 567 nt
Organism: Rhizophagus irregularis DAOM 181602=DAOM 197198
Lineage: Eukaryota; Fungi; Glomeromycota; Glomeromycetes; Glomerales; Glomeraceae
Source: RefSeq, a predicted model, not a curated record
AUGCACUUAAUAUUUAAUUCUAAUUUCAUUCUUAAUAUAUAUGGAAUAUCUCAAGAUCCUGAUACAAAAGACUAUAUUGUGGUUCUUGAAAAUGCAGAAGGUGAAAAUUUUAAUGAUUGGGCAUAUAACAAUUUUAACAAUUUUAAUUGGUCAAUCAAAAUACGCCUAUUAUUUUAUAUUAUUCAAGGUCUUAAAGAAAUUCAUCAAAAGAAGAUGGUUCUUCGUGAUUUUCAUACAAGAAAUUUGUUAAUUUCAACAAAUAAUAUAAAUGAUAAUGAUUUCAAUAUAACUAUUUUAGAUAUGAAAUUAUGUGGAGAAUUUGGGAAUAUUAAUGAGACUAAAGUUUAUGGAGAUAUACAUUAUACUGCUCCUGAAGUAUUAAGUGGAAAUUCUUAUACUCAAGCAACAGAUAUAUAUAGCUUCGGUAUGAUUAUGUAUUUUAUGGUAACUGGAAAUUACCCUAGUGAUGAAAUUAAACAAAAAGAAAUUAAUGAACAAGAAGCUCCAAAAUGUUAUAUUGACUUAAUGGAAAAGUGUUUGGAUCAAAAUCCAGAAAAUAGACCGAAU